AUGGCGGCCCCUACGCCCACCACCCCAGAUACCCUGAUCAAUCUCAAGGUCAACCAUGACGGCGUCGUCAGGAAGUUCAAGCUUCCACUGCGAGAUCUCGGUGCCAGCACUCUGGAAGACAAGCUCCGGGCCAUGCUUCACAUCCCCCAGGACACCUUUGCUUUGAUCGAGCGCUAUUCCGACUCCCUCGCGACAUACGUUACCCUGACCCCCGGUAACAUCUCUGUCUACAAGCAACUCUAUCGGGCUGCUAAGGCCAAGUCCAAGCUUAAGUUGCGAGUGACCACGAUCCGAACGGCCCGAGUGCCCACCGUCACCACCCAGAGAGAGCCCCUUGCUCUUAUUCCGUCACCGUUCCCGACCAAAGACUCGCAGCCCGAGGCUGAGGCUCGCAAGGUCGUGCCCAAGCCUGUGUCUCUCGAGGACGUCCCGGAGGCAUCCAGCCCUGACAAGGUCAACACUGGUACCCAGGCCUUUGCCCCUCCUUCUGGACCCAGCGAGAUGUCUUCGACCACGGUCGAUAGUCCCCAAGCAUCGGCCGAGUCCCCGCAGCCCGUUAAGCCCGCCAUGGCUCGCCCAGGAAUGACACGGCCUAUCAUCCAGCCCACUUCAAGCUUCCGCUCGUUGCCUAUGCGACUUUCCAACCCUGCAUGCCGUAGUGCUGCCCUGGAAGCUCGUCUGACCGAGAAGCGUGGUGCUCAGCCCGACACUACCGACGAGUCGGCAGCAGCUCUGAAGUCCCCCACUCCCUGGGCCGACCUUCCUCGACCUGGCUACGCCGUGUGCUGCAACAGCUGCGACGAGACAAUUCCUGGAGCCCAUUACCACUGUUCUACUUGUGAUGAUGGCGACUUUGAUCUCUGCAUCGACUGUGUUGACAAGGGCAUCACAUGCCACGAUGCAAGCCACUGGCUGAUCAAGCGGGCUAUCAAGGACGGCUGCAUCGUCAACAGCACCACCGAGAGGAUCACUCCCAAGCCCAAGGUCUCGCUCCCAGCUGAGCCUGCGCAGAUCGUCCCACCUGUGACCACAGCGCUCCCCAUGUCGAACAAUCGCAGCAGCGACUCUGUCCGUGUUGCACCCUCCAUCAGCCACCUGCUCUACCAGUCGGAUGUCGUACGCACAUGCAACAACUGCAUCUCGGAGAUGGCCGAGGAAGAGUUUGUUCACUGCACUACCUGCUAUGACUUUGACCUCUGCAAGGCGUGCUUUGAGAAGGACCAGCAUGGCCACCACCCCAAGCAUGCCUUUGUCCCGGCCAUCCCCGGUACAGCUUUCAGUGCCGCCAUCUCCAAGCGUCUCCCAGCCGGCCGAGAUCGCGCUCACGCCGCCAUCUGCGAUAGCUGUGACAGCUUCAUCGUUGGCGUCCGUUACAAGUGUCUGGACUGCCCUGAUUGGGACUAUUGCUCUCAGUGUCAUGAGGACGCUGGGUUCAUCCACCCCAACCACCGCUUCGUCCCGAUCUAUGAGCCUAUCCAAGAGCCGAACUGUGUCCGCCUGCCCAGCAAGCCCACGCACAUGGGUAUCUGCUGCGAUGGACCUCUGUGCAUGGUCAGCAGCAAGGGAAGGCCUACGUACAUCGUGGGCGACCGUUACAAGUGCGCUGUCUGCCACGACACCGAUUUCUGCGCGAACUGCGAGGCUAGCCCGGCCAACACGCAUAACAAGACUCAUCCUCUGAUCAAAUUCAAGACUCCUGUUCGCCAUGUCAGCGUCAGCACUCAGGGCGAGCAUCAGAACGGCGAGCGCAUGCCUGUCAUGGGCGACCGACUUCCUCCUCAGGCUUCGACUACUUCUGUAGCCACAGAAACCUCUCCCACGGGCCAAGGAAUUGCCAUUGAUUCUGUUCGCACUGUGGUUGACGUCAAGCCGACUGAGCCCGAGCCCGAGCCCAAGCCUGAGCUCGAGACUGAGAAGGUCGUUGAGCCAGUCCAGGAGAAGUCCCUCAUGAACGACCUGGCUGCUGUCUUCGUUGAGGAUACCAUUACCGAUGGCACUUGUAUGGCUCCCAACCGCGGUUUUGAGCAGGCCUGGACCCUUCGAAACAACGGCAUCGUUGCCUGGCCAGCCGGCACCCGCGUCAAGUACGUUGGCGGCGACUUCAUGGGUCUCGUCGACCAUUCUCAACCUAUUGGUAACAAGGAGCUCACUGAUGCCUCGGAGAGCACGCCUUGCUUGCAAAAGGUCGCUCCGGGCGAGUCCUACACCUUCUACGUGCUGCUGAAGUCCCCAGCCGUGCUGGGCAAACGCACUUCGUACUGGCGCUUGACUACUCCUGACGGUUUCCGGUUUGGCGACCGCCUCUGGUGCCAUAUUGUCGUCCAGUCCCAGGUGACCAUGACGAGCAUUGCUCCCAAGGAGGAGAUCGCCGUCAAGGAAGAGCCCAUGGAGCAGACCACAAAGUCCGUCCAGGAGGAGGAUACACCUGCUAAGCCUGAGGAGUCUAGCCAGAUGAUCUUCCCUAAGCUUGACAAGGAGUCUCCCCUUUCGAGCAUGCACGAAGGAGCUGCCAUUGAGUCUGUUGCCGCCGACGUCGACGUCAACGAGGAGAUUGAUGACUUCGAAGAUGAUGAUGAAUGGGCUGAGGAUGACUCUGCCGACGGCUUCCUGACGGAUGAGGAGUACGACAUUCUUGAUGCCUCGGAUGAGGAAUACCUCGAGGAUCAGCAGAAGAAGCUCCUCAAGAAGUAG
Molecule: messenger RNA, 2691 nt
Organism: Thyridium curvatum
Lineage: Eukaryota; Fungi; Ascomycota; Sordariomycetes; Thyridiales; Thyridiaceae
Exons: 2
Coding region: 1-2691 (896 amino acids)
Molecular function (GO): zinc ion binding
Source: RefSeq, a predicted model, not a curated record